ACUUAAACAAAGCUCAAAUGUCGGAAUUGAUUAGUAAAUCAGAUUUUAUAAGGGCCAUUGUGUCCAAUUCGAACAACGAUGCGGUGGCCUUUGAGAUGAAGUUUGCCAAGCACCUGAAAGUGUCCCAACUCAAGUUUUUAUUUUUGUUUGUGACUCACAGAACAAAUUGGAGAGUGGAAUUAUAUGAAGGAAAGAAUCGGCUGGCAACAUUGGAUAAUGACGAUGCGCAGCUUGGAUUCUACAUCAAUUCCGAUGGAUUGCGCCUGCAUGUGAUCGAUAGUUUCCUUACCUUAAGCUUUGAUAAUAACACAGUGGAGAAAUUCGAACUUACUAAUGAUUAGUAUGAGCUGCGCAUACAUUCUGUGCGUUAUUACCUUAAACAGAAUCGUCUGGGCAAAUUCAAUGAGGAGGAGAUGCGCCAAAUGGAGGAGAAACGCCGCGAGCAUGCGUAUGAAUUGCAACGACGAGCCGAGCUUUGCGUGGUUAAUGCACGCUGCGAGGUCUCAGUACCGGGAAAUCCACGACGUCGUGGCACAAUCAGAUACAAUGGCAGCCUGGAUGGCAAAACUGGAAUCUUUAUUGGUGUUGAGUACGAUGAACCAUUGGGCAAGAAUAAUGAAAGUGUUAACGGCAAAGUAUAUUUCAAAUGUGGUCCCAACUAUGGAGGAUUUGUCUCACCAUUGUCAGUCGAAGUGGGUGAUUUUCCUUCAGAAGAUGUUAAUCUUGAUGAUGAGCUUUAGAUCUUUUUUGAGUUAAUUCCCACAUUGCAUUUAUUUGGCACAGCACAAAAGAAAAACUCGUUUUCCCUAAAUGCGAAUUACAA
Molecule: messenger RNA, 823 nt
Organism: Drosophila willistoni
Lineage: Eukaryota; Metazoa; Arthropoda; Insecta; Diptera; Drosophilidae
Product: tubulin-folding cofactor B-like
Biological process (GO): cytoplasmic microtubule organization
Cellular component (GO): cytoplasm; microtubule plus-end; nucleus
Molecular function (GO): microtubule plus-end binding
Source: RefSeq, a predicted model, not a curated record